Closterium sp. NIES-67 is the source of this 1841-nucleotide messenger RNA. NCBI's taxonomy places the organism in Eukaryota, Viridiplantae, Streptophyta, Zygnematophyceae, Desmidiales, Closteriaceae. The record is from the annotation of a GenBank genome assembly.
AAGGCUACCUUCUACUUGGGCAAGCGUUGGGGAGCAGCCAAAUCCGUCACAUCAAGCCUUUUCAGCGUGAACCAGCAAAGGGACCAAAGGCAUGGGCUGCUCUCAAGGGGGUACACGCUCCUGCAACAGCGGCGGUGGCUCGGCGCCACCUAUAGCAUGACACCUCGUGCGGACUUGCUCACCGAACUCGAACCGUCGCCGGUGAAGCAUGUUACAUCGGCUUUGGGGCAGCGAGCAGAGGAUGGGUGGUGAAGCAAAUGGAUAUAGUAACGGCCUUCCUCAACGGCGUUUUGGAGAAAGAAACCUACAUGGAGCAGCCAGAGGGGUACAAUGAUGGGAGUGGCAGAGUGUGGAAGCUAAAGAAAGCACUCUAUGGCCUCAAGCAAGCCCCUAGGCAAUGGUACAUCAAGCUGCGGGAAGUCUUGGAGGCGAUCGGCUUCACUCCCUCAACGGCCGAUCAAUCGUUGUUCAUGCUUGGCGAGGGGGAGCAGAGGAGCUUCAUGGUGGUUUAUGUGGAUGACAUCCUCAUAUUCUCACCCUCCUCUGACCUUGUGAAGGAGGUGAUGCUGAAGCUUCAAGACAAGUUCAAGUGCAAGACCCUUGGUGACGUCAACUACUACCUUGGGCUUCACAUUGAGCGAGAUGUGGAGAAGCGGUGGAUGCGAGUGCAUCAAAAGAAGUACUUGGAGACCUUGGCUGCAAACUUUGGGAAGAGUGAAGGUCAUGUGGCUACUCCUCUUCCCUCAGGGUUCAAGUGUGUGAAAGGACCAGCGGAGGAAAGUGUUAGUGAAGAGGAGAGGCGCCGUUUUCACUCCUUGGUGGGCAGCCUCAUGUAUGCGGCCGUUCACACAAGGCCGGAUGCAGCCUUUGCUACCGGGCAGCUGGCUAGGGUUGUCCAAUGCCCUAAUGAAGAGCAGGUAGCAGCUGGAGAGAGAGUGGCCAAGUACCUUGGCCAAACAGCAACUGUUGGACUGCAAUACUCCGCGGCGGCACAAAGGCGUCAAAAGGGGGCGGAUGGAGUCGAACCCGGGAGGCUCUUUCUCACCGCCUUCUCUGAUGCAUCUUGGGCAUCAGAACCAGAGGACAUGACAAGUGUGGGAGGCUUCAUCUGCUGUGUUGGUGGAGGGCCAACAGCUUGGGAGAGCAAGAAGCAAGUGGACCAAGCAUUGAGCUCGGUGGAGUCCGAAUACAUGGCACUCUUCCGUGCUAUAAGAGAGGUUGUGUGGCAGCGGCGUUUGCUAGCUGAAUUGGGGGAGGAGCAGCAAGGACCUACCCCACUCUACUGUGAUAGCCAGGGUGCUAUUGCAUUGACUAAGAACCCCGUUCUUCAUGGCCUUACCAAGCACAUGAAGGUGAAGUGGCAUUGGGUGAGGAGCAUGGUAACCGCGGGUGAAGUGGAGUUGCACUACGUGAAGACGACGGCGCAACCAGCUGAUAUGAUGACCAAGAGGCUGGUUGAGCAGCAGCAUUGGAAGUGUUGCAAGCUUGCUGGGAUGGCUCUGAACUAAGGGGACCAGAUUCUAAGGCCAACAAUCCGAGGGGGAGUUUGUUGGUGCAACCCUAUGGCUUGCACUCGGCUUGUCGUCCUUGUUUGUGUGUGUGCAUGCAUGGCAUGGAAUGAAUUGUGAGUCUAUGUCAUUGCUAUCCAGUGCUUGUGUGUGUGUUUGAAUGGUGUAUCACUAUGUGGUUUGUGUCGGUCAAGACAUUAGCGAGUUUCUACAACUCGCACGUCAAGUCGUCGUUUGUGUGUCGCAUGUGUUUUUUCUAUUUUGUCGAGUGUGAAGUGUCCAUCGUGUCGCAGGUGUGUGCAGCAAGCCCCCAUCAACUCAAGAAGAAUUUAU